Molecule: messenger RNA, 2734 nt
Organism: Mesocricetus auratus (golden hamster)
Lineage: Eukaryota; Metazoa; Chordata; Mammalia; Rodentia; Cricetidae
Product: b(0,+)-type amino acid transporter 1
Exons: 6
Coding region: 453-1919 (488 amino acids)
Biological process (GO): amino acid transmembrane transport
Cellular component (GO): membrane
Molecular function (GO): L-amino acid transmembrane transporter activity
Source: RefSeq, a predicted model, not a curated record
AACUGGACAACAGAAGUGCGUUCCUUCCCUUUCUUCCUCCCUCCCUUCUUCUUUGCCCCCCCUUGCCCUCUCUCCCUUCCUUUCUUUUCUCCCUCCCACCCGAGGGGCUGGGGUUGGAACUUGUACCCUCUUGCUUGAGCCACACCCCAGCUGUCAGCAGAGAUUUCAACCCCUUCUCUCCGGGACCCUCUCAUGACUGAUUCUGACGCGCAGACUGUCUCCCGCAGACUGUCUCCCGCAGACUGUCUCCCGCAGACUGUCUGCACCAAGGCUUCAGCUCGUCUGGCCCUUUACUUGAUCAGCUCCUUCUAGAUCACACCCUGUGUCUUUGCCCUCUGACUUGGACUCCCUCCAGCAAUGUAAUCAUUAAUGCUUUCAGGAAACCCGCAGACAAUAGGUACCAGAGCCUGUGCCUGUCACCAACCUGAGGCAGUAUCUGCUGAAGUCUCGAGAUGGAGAGAAGCGAGGAGACAGGUGGCAAUGACAAGCCCGUAGGGCAAGAGCAGGACAGUGGGGCACAGGGGCUGACGCUGAAGAGGGAGAUUGGUCUGUGGAGUGCGGCGUCCAUGACUGCUGGCUGUAUGAUUGGUUCUGGCAUCUUCAUGUCACCACAGGGGGUCUUGGUUUACAUGGGCAGUCCUGGAGCCAGUCUUAUUGUCUGGGCAACCUGUGGCCUCCUGGCAAUGCUGGGUGCCCUGUGCUAUGCUGAACUGGGCAGCCUGAUUCCCGAAUCCGGGGGAGACUACGCCUACAUUUUGCGAACCUUUGGCUCUUUGCCUGCCUUCCUGGUUAUCUACACGUUUGUCCUGGUGGCCAGACCAGCCGCCAUCACUGCCAUCUCUCUGAGUUUCGCUGAGUAUGCCCUGGCUCCCUUUUACCCAGGCUGCUCCUCCCUCCCUCAGAUCAUGGUCAAGACUGUAGCUUCUUCUUGCAUCCUGUUGCUGCUACUGAUCAACUUCUGGAGCUCACGGAUGUCCACGGUGGUGAUGAACGUGUGUACGGCCGCCAAAGUGUUCUCAUUGCUCGUCAUUGUAGUAGGUGGGGCUGUGGUGCUGGCCCAGGGCCGUAGUCGUACAGAAUUCCUGCUGCUUGCCUUCCACAACACAACACAGCAGGCAGGGCGCAUUGGCAUGGCUUUCUACCAGGGCCUGUGGUCCUUUGACGGCUGGAAUAAUAUCAACAUGGUGGUAGAGGAGCUCAUGAACCCAAAGCAGAACCUGGUGUGGGCAGUGAUGAUUGCCAUCCCCCUGGUCACCAUCCUGUAUGUCCUGGUCAAUAUCAGUUACCUGCUGGUUAUGUCGCCCUCGGAGAUCCUCUCCUCCGACGCCAUGGCUGUGAGCUGGGGAAACCAGGUUCUGGGGUCCUGGGCCUGGCUGGUGCCCCUGGCUGUUGCACUUUCGACGUUUGGUACCGUCAAUGGGGCGUUCUUCAGCGGCAGCCGUUUGUGCUAUGCAGCUGCGAGAGAAGGUCACAUGCCCCAGCUCAUGUCCAUGAUUCACGUGAAUCGGCUCACACCAGCUCCCGCCCUGGUCUUUACCACAGCUGCGGCUUUAGUCUUGGUCAUUCCAGGAAACUUCAGCACCUUUGUGAACCUCUUGAGCUUCCUCUCCUGGCUAACCUCUGGAACCACCUUUGGCUGUCUCCUGUACUUGCGAAUAAAGACAAAGAAUCUUCCCCACACUUACAAGGUUCCCACCUUCAUUCCUGCCGUCAUGUUCCUGGUGUCUCUCUACCUGGUUCUGGCACCCAUUAUCGACCAUCCUCAGAUGGAAUCCCUGUACAUCUUCUUCUUCCUGCUCAGUGGCUUCCUGGUGUAUUUCCUGCUUUUCCACUUCCAGUGUCAGUUCAAAUGCAUGCAAGCAGCCACUAGGCAUCUCCAGCUGCUCCUGGAAGUUGCUCCAUCCACUAAAGGUCACUGACUGGAUGGUCACAGAGGUUCUGCUCUGUCCUCUUCACUAUUCCUACUGGUUAUCUGUAAACCCACUAGGUGUAAUUCUAGAAGCACCUAGUGCUGUAGUACAGUUGCUUUGGGAAUAUUUACCAGGACACUAUACCAUCUCCCUGAAAAUCUAUUCCAUUGAUACAGGGACCACCAUGUUUCACAAAAGAGCACUCUGUUGUGUCUGCUACAAACAGACAUUUAGUUGCUUUUUGUAGCCUAAGUGGAUAGCCUGGAGUGAGUCCCUUCUUUGAUUUCUGCCAUUGGAAUUCCAUAGUCUUAUUUGACCUCUGAUGUUGCUUGAGCCGAAGAAUUGUACUUCUUGGGAUUUAUAUGAGGCUAUGUGUAUCAAUUGGGUUGAGAAGUAGAGAAGGAAAGCAUAGCAAGAAGAGUGAGGAUGAUAUAUGAUCAGAUAUGCUUUAAAAGAAGGAUGUGGCACCCAAGAGGGGGCAGGAUCUGAAAGAGUGGUUUUGAUCUUUGUCCUGUGAUCCAACUGUUACUUGAUGGUAUUUCUUGAGGUUUAUGUCUUUCUUCUUUUUCUUCUUCUUCUUCUUCUUCUUCUUCUUCUUCUUCUUCUUCUUCUUCUUCUUCUUCUUCUUCUUCUUCUUCUUCUUCUCCUCCUCCUCUUCCUCCUCCUCCUCCUUCUUCUCUUCUUCCUCCUCCUCCUCCUUCUUUUUCUAUUUUUUGAAGCUAGUGAUUAACCCCAGGGCAUCAUGCAUAUACAGGUAAACACUGUAUUGUUGAUGUUUCUGGGACAACUGAUACCAUAAAAUAAAUUUCUCAUUUUGUCUCUGG